This is a messenger RNA of Polistes dominula (European paper wasp), 828 nucleotides long. RefSeq lists its product as uncharacterized. The record is from RefSeq and is a predicted model, not a curated record. Lineage: Eukaryota; Metazoa; Arthropoda; Insecta; Hymenoptera; Vespidae.
AUUCAACUAGUCGCGAGCAGUUAUACGUAUGAACGUGUUGCUUAACAGUCGAUAGCUUGUGCUGAGGUGUAUCGAAGUCACGCGUUAUGAAAAACGAGGACCUAACCAAAUAUUUCAUAAAUAUAUGAACUAAAAAGAUACCGAAAGAAAGAUGCAUUAUCAACCACCAAUAUCAACGAUAAGUACAGCGGCACCGCCGUCCUACUCGGAAGCAAUUACCCAACAGCCUCCUUCGAAAAAUAAUUUUCCUCUUCCUCCAUUUGGUACACACACUUAUGAAACACACGUACAACCAGGAAUAGGAGGACAGUAUCCAACGACAAGUAAUUAUCAAGGAUACAAUGUAUCUCAACCGCCAUACAAUCCUACGUAUAUGUCAAUGGAAACGAAUCCACCGCAAGCGUGUAUUGUGACCAAUACAGUUGUACAUCGUAAAAAUAGAAAUGGUAAGUGAAAUUUAUGUAUCAAAGUAAAUAAUCAAAUUUCAUUUUUUACCAGUGGCUUGUUCCUCUUGCGUGAAGAUACUUUUAUUUUCAAUAAUAAUAGUCAGCAUCACGAGUUACUUGUUGAAAGUGAUUAUCGCAAGUAUAAUGAAUUGAAUGCAUUUACUCCAAGGACCACACAAUUGGAAUUAAAAUGACAAUGGACAAUCAAAUAAGUUCAGUAUUAAACAAUGCACUUUUAUGAGUAAGUAACUCCAUAAAGUUGCAUUUAAUCAUCAUUUUAAUUUCUCAUAUUCGCAGUUCUAGAUAAUCAUAGUUUCCUUCUUUUUUUUUUUCUAUACGAUAAAAAUUAUGUAUGUAUGAUAUAUAAUUUUUAAUUAACUUA